AUGGAAUAUAUUUUUGCUAGAGAAGCAAAAUUCUGCAUCCCUCUUGCACGUCCUAUUCCGGUUGUCCUGGAAAAAGGAAAAGGUGUAUACGUAUGGGACGUCGAAGGCAAACGCUAUUUUGAUUUUAUUAGUGGUUUUGGUGCUUUAAACCAAGGGCACUGCCACCCUAAAAUUGUGGAGGCCCUGAUAAGGCAAGCCUCAACAUUGUCCAUGACGACCAGAGCUUUGUAUAAUACAGAAGUGGGUGAUUUUGCCCAAUAUGUGACAUCUAUGUUCUGUUAUGAUAAAGUUCUUCCUAUGAACUCAGGUGUUGAGGCUGGAGACACCGCAUGUAAAUUAGCAAGAAAAUGGGCAUACUCUGUCAAGGGAGUUCUUAAACAUCAAGCAAAAAUUAUUUUCCCGGUUGGGAACUUCUGGGGCCGAUCAUUAGCUGCCAUUUCGAGUUCAUCAGAUUCAAAGUGUUACGAGGAUUUUGGGCCUUUUAUGCCGGGUUUUGACAUCAUCCCCUACAAUGACUUGAGUGCUCUUGAGAGUGCCCUUCAGGAUCCCAACGUGGCUGCUUUCAUGGUGGAGCCGAUACAAGGGGAAGCUGGGGUCAUCGUCCCCGAUCCUGGAUACCUGUCGGGAGUCAGAGAUCUGUGCACAAAGUAUAAUGUUUUGUUGAUUGCUGAUGAAAUACAAAGUGGCCUGGGCAGAACUGGAAAGUGGCUAGCUGUUAAUCAUGAAAAUGUGAAGCCUGACAUUCUCUUACUAGGGAAAUCUCUUUCCGGAGGUGUAUGCCCUGUAUCAGCUGUAUUAUGUAAUAGCGAAAUCAUGUCAACCCUGAAGCCAGGGGAGCAUGGAUCAACUUUUGGUGGUUUUCCUGUGGCCUGCAGAGUGGCCAUAGCAUCCCUAAAGGUUUUGGAGGAGGAGAGAUUGCCAGAAAAUGCCCACAAGAUGGGCAAUAUUUUUAGAAGAGAACUUGAGAACCUGCCCUCUAGCAUUGUGUCAGAAAUCAGAGGGAAAGGUUUGCUCAAUGCUAUGAUUAUCAAGGAGACCAAAGAUUUCACCGCUUGGACUGUGUGUCUUCGCCUCUGUGCCAAUGGGCUUCUGGCCAAACCUACCCAUGGCAAUAUCAUCCGGCUGUUGCCACCCCUUGUGAUCAAGGAACAUGAAAUCCGAGAGGCUGCAGAAAUUAUCAAGAAGACUAUUUCUUCUUUCUAA
Dromiciops gliroides (monito del monte) is the source of this 1203-nucleotide messenger RNA. Its product is annotated as ornithine aminotransferase, mitochondrial-like. Bases 1 to 1203 code for a protein of 400 amino acids. The transcript has 9 exons. The record is from RefSeq and is a predicted model, not a curated record. Gene Ontology annotation, molecular function: L-ornithine transaminase activity; identical protein binding; pyridoxal phosphate binding. Gene Ontology annotation, cellular component: cytoplasm. NCBI's taxonomy places the organism in Eukaryota, Metazoa, Chordata, Mammalia, Microbiotheria, Microbiotheriidae.